Molecule: messenger RNA, 1224 nt
Organism: Phalaenopsis equestris
Lineage: Eukaryota; Viridiplantae; Streptophyta; Magnoliopsida; Asparagales; Orchidaceae
Product: cold shock protein 1-like
Exons: 1
Coding region: 242-949 (235 amino acids)
Molecular function (GO): zinc ion binding; nucleic acid binding
Source: RefSeq, a predicted model, not a curated record
UUUUUUAACUCUCCUGGCUGAAAUAUCCACAAUCCCCCUUUAUUCUCGGCAAAAAAGUUGGUGGAAGCGAAGGUCGGGGAAUCGAAGAGGCCCAUAUUUUCUCGAAUCGUCGGUGGAAGAAGAAGAAAUCAAAGCUCUUGUUCACCGAAUCUGAUCUCGUAUUCUGCUCGGUACCUUCUGGCUUUCUCUCUACACUAAUCUGUUGGGCUAGGGUUAGGGUUAGGGUUAGGGUUCCGGUGAAAUGUCAGAAAGAAAACGGCUGACGGGGAAGCUGAAGUGGUUAAACAGGCAAAAGGGUUAUGGUUUCGUAACCUCUGACAUAGAUGGAGAGGUCUUCUUCGUGCACAAGAGCUCUCUCCACUCCGAAGGGUUUCGGAUGCUUUCCAGUGGCGAUUCUUUAGAGUUCUCUGUCGAGAAAGGGGAGGACGGACGGACGAAGGCUGUUGACGUCACUUUCCCGGAAAAAGCAGAGAUUUCUGUGACGACUAGUAAUGGGGAAUUGGGCUUCUCAGCCUGGAAAGGUAAAGGGCCUGGAGGGGUUGCGAGAGGUGGAGGAGGGGUUUUGGGAAAAAGCAGGUGGGGUGGUGGUGGUGGUGCUACGUGCUAUAAUUGCGGGGAAGCUGGACACUUCGCGAGGGAAUGCCUUCAAAGUUCUCGAGGAGGAGAGGGAGGAAGAGAAGGAGAAAGAGGUCCCCCGUGCUAUGACUGUGGGAAAUCAGGCCAUCUAGCUAGAGAUUGCAUCCAAGGUAAUCGCUCCACUAACCGUAGAUUUGGGGUUUCGUGUUAUAAUUGUGGAAAAAAUGGGCAUUUGGCGAGGGAUUGUAACCAGGAAGGAGGAAGCUCUGCAAAAGUUAGUAUCGGCGGCUACUCUGGCGGUGAAAGGGGAUGUUAUAACUGUGGAGAGCGUGGGCAUCUUGCGAGAGAUUGUCCUAACAAUGACGAUAAGUAACUUAUGCCCAAUUUUUUUUUGUUCUUAUCUCUCCACCUCUCCUAAAUUUUUCUUUUUUUAAAAUGGUUUGAUCUUUUUCUUCUAACUUGUUUCAGUAUUCGUGUAUUGUCAUACAUAAUUUCUAUGUUGAUAACCGGGACCUGUGGAAUUAUUAAAGAUAUGGGCUCUAUAGCUUGGUUCCUGUAAAUAUAUUUCAUCGCCUUUUGAUAAUUUGAUGAUGAGUUGAUGCAAACUUUUGUUCAAUGUGGUGGAAUAUCAUUUUUAGGGGCUGUCUG